Messenger RNA from Fusarium poae, 990 nucleotides. RefSeq lists its product as uncharacterized. Gene Ontology annotation, cellular component: cytoplasm. The record is from RefSeq and is a predicted model, not a curated record. Gene Ontology annotation, molecular function: protein prenyltransferase activity. NCBI's taxonomy places the organism in Eukaryota, Fungi, Ascomycota, Sordariomycetes, Hypocreales, Nectriaceae. The transcript has a single exon. Bases 1 to 990 code for a protein of 329 amino acids. Gene Ontology annotation, biological process: protein prenylation.
AUGUCACGAGCACUUGACAAGAGUGUAAAAGAAGCUCUUAAACAUGGCGACCAUCAUCAGGUGUUUCUAGAUAUCUCAGAAGUUCUCACAGAACCUUCAGAUCAGCUUCUUGAGAUUGAGUUACUUGGUAAAAGCCAUGUGCUAGACCCCGACUCAACAGUAUUACGAGACGAUAAUGCUGUUGCCAUCCCAAAGCUGCGCAUAGUUCAAGCUUUCAUAGUGGCUCAGAAACUUCACAAAAAGUUUCUGGUGGGGGAUCAGAAUGUCUCGAUAGAACAAGUCAUGAGAUCAACAGCGGUUAUGCUGUUGAUGGAUCCAGAGCACUUGACUGCUUCCAACACCAGAAAGAGGCUUAUCACCGAUAAAUCAAAGGAUGGAAGUAUCGAGGACAUGCUGCGCUCCGAGAAACACCUGCUGGAUAGUGUAUUAACCAGUCGUCUUCAUCGGCAUACCAAAUCACCAACAUUAUGGAACCACCGUCGCUGGCUUAUGGAACAAUAUCGCAUUCACGGCAAAGAUGUUCCAGUGAAAGAUGACAUUACGAGCAUCAUUAUGGUGUCUGGCGAACGGCAUCCUCGAAACUACUAUGCUUGGUGCCACGCGAGAUACCUGAUCAGCGCGUUCAUCUUGCCAUCAUCAAAGGUCAAAGAUGCUUUGUCCCGAAUUAUUAUCUCAACGCAAAAGUGGUGCUUCUCACACCACAAUGACAUAUCAGGCUGGCAGUUUCUGAUAUUCUUGCUCGAUAAGCAUCCUUCCGAGACAUCUCACGUCUUUCGCGAAACAUUGAAGCUUGCGAGCUCGUUCAAGUGGCGCAACGAGUCUGUCUGGUAUUUCCUUCGUUACAUCGCUGCCUGGGGAGGCACUCCUGCCGAUGUGAUAGAGUUUGAGAAUGUUCGAAGGGUAUUAUCGGAGAGCGCUGCUGAAGAUGGCACUGGGAAACGCACACUCGAAAGAGCGCAACAAUGGUUAGAGGUCGUUGAUGGAUUCUAA